Molecule: messenger RNA, 7962 nt
Organism: Cydia pomonella (codling moth)
Lineage: Eukaryota; Metazoa; Arthropoda; Insecta; Lepidoptera; Tortricidae
Exons: 7
Coding region: 5473-6990 (505 amino acids)
Source: RefSeq, a predicted model, not a curated record
AUUGUCUCAAUAACAUACUGAAAAAUCAUGAAGAAUCGAAAUUAUUUAGAAAUGGAAUAAUGUUUUCUCUUUUUGUAUUGACGGUCACAUGGUAUACUUAGGGAAGUAGGAUCCUUAAGAGGGCUUAAGGACCCUGUCCUUGCAAAUACAGGUAGUCUAGUUACUGUUUAUUUUUUUUUUUCAAUUGCCUUUGAUAUAAAAACCACAAUUUUCCGUUGAGGCCCGCUCAAGUGGGCUCGCUUGUCGUACAACGCUCGGCUGUAUGUCGCAAGCAGCUUUGGAAAUAGCGACAUGUAAGUUCAAUCCGCGUUCGAAUCCGGGAGCGAAUCAAUGACUUUCUCGGAAAUUCUGUAGUUUAAUACGGUAAAAGAAAGACGCAGAACAGUAUUCAGAUAAGGUUUUCUUUUUCUACAAAUACAAAAUACAAAUACGUUUAUUUCAUUACUUUUUACAGUAGUUCAUAGGUAUGAAAGUCAGGUAGGUAAGUAGUCCAACUUAGGUAUAAUAAGUAGGUAUUUAUUUCAACAAUGUGCAACAAUUUGAUCGUAUACUCGUAAGUAAUGAGAAAGGUGCGGGUACAGCUUGCUCGAUUUAAACCCACCCUUAGCUAACUGGAGAGGUAUCGGUAUUAUAUAACGAAUUAUACAAUUGACUUAAAGAGAUAUAAUAAAGAGACAUAAAUAAAACCGGACAAGUGCGAGUCGGACUCGCUCGCCGAGGGUUCCGUACUUUUUAGUAUUUUUUUGUUAUAGCGGCAACAGAAAUACAUUAUCUGUAAAAAUUUCAACUGUCUAGCUAUCACGGUUCAUGAGAUACAGCCUGGUGACAAACGGACGGGCGGACGGACGGACAGCAGAGUCUUAGUAAUAGGGUCCCGUUUUACCCUUUGGGUACGGAACCCUAAAAAGAGGUCUUUCAAAAGUGGGCUGAAAAUUAUUAUUUGGUCUAAAACGUAGUAACAAUUUCGCAGCAUCUGUUCUGUAGUUGCCAUGUCAUUUUAACAUAUUUUGCACUUAUUUUAUAUUAUAAAUAUGUUUUGACGACCUGUCUAGGCUACUGGGUAGUAACCCUGUCUAUGAAGCCUUCGGUACAAAUUAGUAAAAAAAUUUAAAAAUCUACAAAAGUAUUGGGUCACUCAUACAAUUAUGACCGCGAAUGCCGUUGCUUAACCUCGAUAAUAUAAUUACAUACUUUAAAUAAAGACUAUAUUUUUAUGAUUUAAUAACGAAUGUAUAGUUUUCAAAAAAAUCCUUAUACUUGUAGUAUAAGACGAUAUUACUUGCUAAAUUUUAUAGUUAUAUAAGUCAAUUGAAAGUACCCUAUAAGGUUUGAUUCCCUUGAGAAUGUCGAAAUAUACGUUUUUUUGUGGCAUAAACGGCGGUAUCCUUUUUUUUCGUUAACUUAUGAAGUUUGAUUUUUUCACAGCUUCAAGGGGCUGUUGGUUAGGUAUAUUUUUAGUGCUUAAUAAUUUAUUCUUACACUGCAAUGAGGUUUUAAUUAAAAAAAUAGGUAGCAUAAUCAUAUAAAAAGAAAAUUAAAUCCCCAACGCAAUAAAAUGAAUGAACCAAUUUGAUUAAAUACAUAUGUCUAAAAACCAACGCUAGAAAACCUGCUUUCAAAUAAAAAGGUGGUCAAACUAUACCACUCCUAUUUUGAGUCGGGGGUUGAAAACGUAAUGUACCUCGGCUUGUACUCUAAAAAAGUAAUUGAACAAUUUUGAGCGCACCGAAUUUUGGUCUGAGUAGAAUGGCCCGUAUUAUGAAUAUUAUAUGGCACUAUAAAUUCAACUUCUUCGACGACCGUUAGUGUAAAUUUAUUCGAUAGCGAAACGUGACGUACGCGUUUGCGUUAAGUCUCAUUUUGUAUGGGAAUUUGAGUUUCCAAAACGUCCCGCUUGGCGCGCUGUUCCUAUAUCCCAUACAAAAUGAGACUUCACGCAAACGCGUAUGUCACGUCACGCUAUCGAAUAAAUAUACACUAGGGGUUCCAAUCUAGUGGCCCUGCCUAUGAAGCCGAUGGUCCUGGGUUUAAAUCUCGGUAUGGGUAUAUUUGUUGAGUUUGGAGAUAUUUGUUCCUGAUUUAUGGAUGUUUAAUAUGUAUUUAAGUAUUUGUUUAUUAUAUAUAUCAUUGUCUGAGUACCCACAUCACAAGCUUUUUUUGAUAUUCUUACACAAAUUGACUAAGUCCCACGAAACUUAUUUUUAUUUUAUUUAUUCAACUAAAAUUUGCACAAUAGUUCGUCCGAUGAACCGAUGAAGACGCAAAUGAAGAGGAUAUUGCACCGACAAGAUGGCGAUAAAACUGCACUAAUGCAUAUCGUAUGCGCAACGGUGAUCAGCCUUCAGAUUGCACUUCCGUUACAUUUAAAACUCAUAAACCUCAGUAAAUCUAGGUAUUUAUUUAUUGGCUAUUGUUCAUACAGUGUAAAUCCAAUACGGGCGAUAAAUUAAACCAGAUAUAGAAUUUAUCCGAUUUAUACACUUAAUUAUGACCUUAGUUACUUAACUGACGGUAAAAAUACGGCCACCAAUUAUCCCAAGCCUUUAUCUCUCCAAUUACUUAAGCAUUUACCGUGUCGAAUUUGAACUAGGAUAUUAUUUAUCUUGUAGGGAAUCAGGAUGUACAUAUAAUUAUGCAGAAUGAUGAAUGAGCGAUAAAAUUGAAAACGAUAUGGAUCAUCCAUAUUUUGCAACAGUGUAUCUAAGAUUGCAUGUGAUGGGAUGUCAGGCAGACUAUUAGUCUAAUUUUUAUGAGCUGUUAAAAUAUUCAAUUAUUAUAACGGAUGUAUCAUGAAUAAAAACUUUAAAUUAUGGUUUAAUAAAUAUUACUAUUAAUCUUUUGUUAUUCAUUUAUUCAUUAAUUUAUUUAUUACAAAAUAUAUGAGCAUUACAGUCAACAAAAACCAAGGCGCUUAUAUACUAGGACAAUUCAUUAUAGCUAUAUACAUUUAAAAAAUAAGCCACAAAAAAAAAGUAAAAUGUCACAAUAUACAUUCAUGCAUUAAAAAUUCAUGCAAUAUUUAUAAAUAAUGGCAUGGUAUUAUGUUAUAACUCAAAGUUCGAUAUAUUACCGGUCCCUCUGUUUUUGAUUGACAUGUCGAACCUGCGCUUUAUAUAACAAAACUUGGUGUCUGUAGCAAAACAGUAUUUUGCUCUUUUAAGCACCCCAAGCUUCUUGGAGGCCAGUUUGGCUUUUAAGAUUACUCGGAAACUAGAUUUCGUUCGUAACGUCAACACCGAACCGGCUAGCAUGAGUUGAGUUCUCGCGCGCGAGUCCAUACUUGAAGUCGCGCUAAAUGGAUGGAAUCGCGAGAACGCAACUCAUGCUAGCAGUUCAAGUGUUCUAAUACUUUUAGACAUGCUAAGGGAAUGCCCUAAAACUUUGGCACUUUAACAAAAGGGGUUUUCUUAGCAGAAAACUGUGAGUACUUUGAACUGGACGGGAUUACGUUUAUCUCAUUCGAAGACCAGCUCUAGGGACGUAUCGCUCUCAGACCCAAGUCGCAUCUGGGGCGGCGUUUGCACGACCUGUGUAGCAGCUAUCACCAGGGCUAUCAUCUGCAUAGCAAUGAAUAUUGUGGAUUAAUAACAUAUCAUGUAUAUGCAGAAGGAAUAGGAUAGGCGAUAGGCAGAUCCUUGGGGUACGCCAGAGUUUAUGGGCCAAGUCCUGUAUGUUCCGUCAGUGACAACGGAAACACUUCACCCAAGUAGGAAGCUGGCAGCUCAUGUGCCCAACUUCUCAGGAAGCCCGUACGAGGGCAGUUUUGAAAGAAGUGCCUUAUACCAGACCUUAUCGAAAGCUUUUGCAACUGCCGGUGCCUCUAGCUUGCCCUUGUUCUAUAUUUUUUUAAGAUACUAUAUUCUGGGUGCGAUGUGUAUUUUAGGAAUGCUGGCAGUUUGAAAAUUGUAUGUCGAGCGUUUUUAUUAUUUUAAAUCGAUACAUUUUCCGUGCUAAUUGCACUACCUAAUUAAUAUUGGUAUUAAUUUAAGGGAUGUUUGAUGUCCUUUUCAGCAACAUAUUUUGUGUUUCCAAAAAUAUUAUUUAUUUGAGUUUAAGACGUGUUUGCAAGUGCACAGUCGCCCCAAAGAAUUGUGAUACUUGGGAACCUUUUUUAGUAUCUUAUAAUGUAGUUUUUCGUUUUAUUGGGCCAUUCAAAAAUAAUUUAUAGGUUCUCUAAAUUCACUUGGCGUACAUAUAUUACACGACACAACUCAUAUUGGAACUAGUGCACCAUUUUAGCUGGUACAAUAACAGUAGUUUAUAUUAUUAAUGAUUUUCUGGCUUGCAUACAUCUGCAUUAAAUACACAUUGUUCUAACGUUUGUUAAGUGGAUAAGUAUCAUCUGACCAUUUUCAGGUCUUUAACCCAUAAUGGAAACGCCUUAAAAUUUAGCAUAAUGCACGACCCUUCAAACAAUUAUUUCCAUGUUUUUUCAAGCACCUUUAUUUAUUUUUAUUUAUUUAUUUAAACUUUAUUGCACACAUAAAGAAAAAUGUACAAAUGGCGAACUUAAUGCCAAAAGGCAUUCUCUACCAGUCAACCAUUGGGUUAAACAGAGACAUUUGUGUAUGUUGGUGCAGGAAAAAAUAAUAAUAAUAACAACCUUUAUCUUUGAACUCAAAAAAACUUUUUUUUUGCAAACAAAAUAUGUCACUAAAAAGGUAAUUAAACAUCCUUUAAAUUGAUACCAAUAUUAAUUAGUGCAAUUACACUAUGACCUAUAAUCACUCAAGUCCGAUUUAUGAACUAGGCGUGAUGUUUUCGAUGGCAAAUAUAUGAGAAUUGUAAGGGGGAAAUUCAAGGUGUUGGUGACGAUAACGGCACCACUUUUCAGCCUGGCAACAUCGGGUUUCAUGAAGCCUAGGAACACCCUACAGGGAUCAGAAGUCAAACUGCGGGCCUAAUAAUUAUGCAUACGACACAGUUCUAGAGAUCCUGGUCUAAUACUAGAUAUGUACUACGGCGGUUUAAAAACAACAUCAAUUAAUAAAUUAAUAAAUAUUCAUCGACUGGAGUUUAAUGUCGACGCAGUUGUCUGAACUUCUGCGAGCCAUCGGAAUAAUUUGGUGCGUGUCAGACAGGUGCUGUUUACCAUUUUCCUCGUGUACCAUAUUCGCAAGACAUCCGUUUGCUCAUACCCUGCAAGCGAGUCCGUAUGUCCAAAUGCUGACCCCAAUAGCACGAGCCAAGAUAACACCUGAUGCUGUUAUGCGAUAAUGCACAAUAAUAGCAAAGAGGGGAUUUCAAGUUUAAAUAAAAAGAAACGGCGCCGCGCCGGUGAGAGUGACAGUGCAUCGCGAGUAGCACGCGUACCGCCGUGCGAGAAAGUUUACUUACAACGGUUUUGGCGCCAACGUUCCGAAUUCAAAAAACAUUUUUGCUUUUUAAAACAGGAACAGUGUAGUGUCUCGCUCUAUCGUACUGGGUUGGAUAGUGACGUGUGUAAUUAGUGACUUUCGCUGUUUGGACAGGAUGAUGCGUUAUAUGAAGUUAUGGAUGAUCGUAUGUCUGACGACAUCAUUGGCAGCGCCGUCACCACCUCAGUUGGGGCUGGACAUCAUUGACCUGGCCGCCAUUAGCAGAAUGUCUCCUAAACAGCUGGAAGCGCUGGCCGAAGGUCUGGCAGCGGAGGAAAUUAUGAGGACAAAGAGGUCAUCAGCACAAGCGCUUAGUUCCGUCGUAUCGAAAGCAUCAUCAGCGUCAUCCCUAGGCAGCAAGAUCGGACUCCUCGGUCAAGCAUCAUCAGGGGCAUUGACUUUCAUCGCCUCUGCUUCUAGCAAGUCAGGCCAACACGACGAACAUCCUGGAUAUUCUUAUGAACCGCAAGAAAGCAAAGUCGACUUCUGGGGUCUCAAGAAGUCCAUCCUCUACACUCUACUUCAAGCAGUCAAGGCCAUCACAGGAGGGGUGACCAUCUUGAAGGGCCAGCUGAUCAAGGGUGGUGGCGCGCUGGCUUCGACUUUGGGCAAAGUCAUAUCGGUCAAGGGUGAAGCUGUCAGCAACUUUGGCAAGAAAAUCGUGUCGUCAGCUGCAUUGAGUCAUAAGAAACCAUCGCCGCCGGUAUACGGCCCGCCGCCCGCGCACAUUGACUACCCGCCGAGCGCAUACGGCGCGCCGACAGCCCCCGCGCAUUACUCGGCGCCGACCGCGCCGGCGCACUACGGAGCGCCGUCAGCGCCUACCGGCUUCGCUUCGCACAAAUACCCCUCGCAUUUAGACGGACGAGGUAAACUGAACGGAGUUCACGCCGGACUCGUCAUACUCACGCCGCUGGAAGAUGGCGGCACCAGCGAAGCCCAGCAUACACACACCGGCCACACCCCCCUCGAACCACCCCCCUCUAUCCUUCACACUGCCUUCAGUGCCAUCAAAAACGUCUUCUCCUCAGUCACACCCUCUUUCCAAAAACCCCCCGAACCAGAAGUAGACUCGUACCAACCACCCCCACCAGUUCCUGCCUUCAAACCAAUGACCUGGGGCGCCGUCAACUCCUACGGAGAACCUGCCAUGGUCGAAGCUCACCCUGACUAUGACCCUCGCAAUCCAUACCCCCCUUUCGAUAAGGCGUCCAAUAAAAAGGGUGUAGUACCUCGACCAGUCCCAGUCUUUCACAGAACAGGCUUGACUGAUGACAAAAUACAAAAGAUAAGUCAUAAUUUGAAAAAGAUUGCUGCUCUCAUGAACGAUAACAUUCAAAGAUCAUCAGAAGAACAUCCGAAAAUUACUCCAAUGGAUGUCUAUAGGGACAUGCUUGUCAAAGGCGAACUUCCUCUAAUCCCAACUCCUGUAGUAACCGAUAAUGAAAUAGGUGUUUUAUCCGCUGACCUCCUCCCUUCCGAUUCCCCAACGACAACAACGACAACGACCACGACAACAACAACGACAUCAACAACGACAGAAAAACCAAAGACAUCGACAGAAAACCAGACGGAUAGGAGAAAGAAGGAUGUGAAGUAUAUCCUACGAGGGAACAGAAUAGUCAUAGUUUGAUCGACUGACCGACAAGACUGACUGAGAUGUUCCUGAGCACGGUGCGGUGUUAGGAGGCGAAGAGCUGCAACAUUACUACUAUCAUCAGUAACUUAUUGGUCGCCAGUGAUAAAUAGUUAAUUAGGGCCCUGUCGGUCUACGCAAGCCUGGGCAUUUAUCUUAAAAUAUGAAUUUUAUGCUACUUUGUGUGUACUUAAAUAUUUAAUGCGUGAAAACAAAACGCAUUGUGUGGGGAACGACGCCAUACUUGAGAACAAUGAGUAUUUUCUAUUAAUAUAACUUUAUGCUGUCGUAAAAAAGAUCUAUGAAAUUUAGUAAGGUUCUUGGGAAUCUGUUCAGGGCUAUCCCUCCAAAUUUGUCAACAUCAUAAAAAAUAUGCAUGUAAAAGUAAUAUUACGUAUGGCAUCGUUCCACAGUGGAACGAAGAAAAUGCAAUGCCACUCAACAGGUUGUUGUAAUAAGAAGUACACAGACAUAAUAGUUUGCUUGUAAUAUAAACGUAGGAGUUUGCUCAAAAUAGUUGACGAAGAUUUCUUCAGGAUGCAUAUGUUCCAAUUGCGGAAAGUUUCUAAGAAGUUGUGAAAGUUCAUGGAAAUUUCAGGAAUAUUUCACAGGAAAUAAAGUAAAAAAAGCAAUAGCUUGCGUAGAUAUCUCAGAGGCUAACAUUAGUUUAUCCGCACCUGUCUAAAACCGUGUAUUAUUAAGUAAAUAAGUCGCUAUUUAUCUAAUCUUUAACUAAAUUAACUUUCGAACAAAAUUCUGAAUCAUGUGUAUGUGUUGGUAUUAUGUACGCAAUGAUCAUUUGUGUGUUGUUUUGAUCAGAAAUGGCUCAAUACCAAAGUUAUAGUGUCCUUGGUUUCCCAAAUUUCUGUAAUGUAUAACUUUUCUUUUACGUAAAGCAAGAUAGUCUGGCCAAAAUAACGUGAUAUUAUUGUAUGGAGAUCAAAUAUUUUCAUGACGAGUUUCCAUAGC